GUGGCUGUCGCCGCUUGUCGCGGUAUUAAAGGAAGAUUUCACUAUCGUGGUCAUGAUUACGCUAUAAUGCCUCUCGACGAUCAACUGCACGCUACCUAUCGUAUCAAAGAUCUAGAAGAUCAAAGUAGUAAUCACCUUAAGGAAUAUCACUGUGCUAGUGAAAUCCCAGAAUUAAAUCCGAAAGUUGAGAAAUUGCUUGAAGAUAGAAAAGUAUUACAUCUACGUCGUCGGCGCAAUGUUAUCAAUGAAACCAAGUAUGUCGAAUUAGUAUUAGUAAACGAUAAGCGAUCAUUCGAUCUCUUAAAUGGCAAUUUAACCGCUAUAGAAAGUCAUUCUAUUCAGGUCGCUAAUAACGUCGAUUUAAGAUAUAAGUCAAUCAACAUACGCGUUGCUCUGAUGAGUUUAGUUACGUGGUCCCAAGCUGAUCAAAUGCUGGUUACAACAGAUGGCUCUGCUACUUUAACUAGGUUCGCUAAUUACUCAAAUUUGGUUUUGAAGAAAUCAAAUCCGUAUGACAACGCACAAUUACUUACAGGCAUUAAUCUCGCUAAUAAAGCUGGUAUUGCCUAUGUUUCAACUAUGUGUUUAUCUAACUCAGUUGGUGUAGUCGAGAACUCAAUGAAUUUGGAAGUUGUAGCUGCAAUUAUGGCGCAUGAAAUGGGCCAUAAUUUUGGCAUGAAUCAUGAUACGGGCAGAACCUGUUCCUGCCCUUAUAAACCAACUGGAGCUACAAUAUGUAUUAUGGCAGCGACGUUACGUUCGCCUUACCCGCAAUCAUUCUCUAGCUGUAGCGUCGCAGACUUGAAUAAAAAUUUAAAUGAAGGACUCGGAUCAUGUCUGUUUAACGCUCCUACAAAAUUAUACACAAAUCCAGUUUGUGGAAAUGGUUUUAGAGAAUCGGGCGAGGAAUGUGACUGCGGAAGCGUAGCACAGUGUCAGGAUCCUUGUUGCAAUGCAGCAACAUGUAAACUGCAAUCGUUUGCUGAAUGCGCCUCCGGAUCGUGCUGUGCAAAUUGUAAAUUCAAGGCUAGAUCAACGCUAUGCCGCAAUGUUACGAAUGAUUGUGAUUUACCAGAAUACUGUAGUGGAACAUCAGCAGAUUGUCCUGUUAAUGUCGUCAAGCAAUCAUCGCUUACAUGUGGUAAUGGUGCCGGUUAUUGCUAUAAUGGAGCAUGCGUUACUAUCGACGCACAAUGUCAAACAUUAUGGGGUUCCACUGGAAAGAAGGCUCCUCAGCUCUGUUGGGAUAGACUCAAUGUUGCUGGAAAUAAAUAUGGCUUUUGUAAGAAAACUAGUGCUGGACAGUUUAUCGGUUGCACCGCAAGCAAUGUUCAAUGUGGUAAACUUCAUUGCGAUACACAAGCCAGUAAGCCCGCGAUCGGUAGUACCUGGAGUUCUGCAACAGUUACAUUUACUCAGCAAACUAUUUGCAAGAGCGCUUCUGUAGACUUAGGCUCGGACAUCCCCGAUCCAGGGAUUGUAUUGGACGGAACAAAAUGUGGAGAUAAAAAAAUUUGUUUCGAUAACGAAUGCCGAAAUAUUUCUUCCGUCAUCAACGUUAAACAGUGUAACCCUGUUGAUUGCUCUAAUCACGGAAUUUGCAAUAGUAACGGAAACUGUCAUUGUGAUAAUGGUUACGCUCCACCGUCAUGUAGUCAACCAGGCAAUGGAGGCAGUAUUGAUAGUCAUGGCCAUAGCACUGUACCGACUGCAACUCUAGGUAAGAUCGUUCUUAAACAAUCUCAUGUUUAUGUUAUACUUACAGCAGUAUCAUAUAACUGA
Messenger RNA from Trichoplax adhaerens, 1782 nucleotides. RefSeq lists its product as uncharacterized. The annotation marks the transcript as partial. Gene Ontology annotation, molecular function: metalloendopeptidase activity. The record is from RefSeq and is a predicted model, not a curated record. Gene Ontology annotation, biological process: proteolysis. Lineage: Eukaryota; Metazoa; Placozoa; Uniplacotomia; Trichoplacea; Trichoplacidae. The transcript has 5 exons.